AUGGCCGAUUUACCACCAGAACGAGUAACUCCAUGCUGUGCAUUUCGUCGUGUCGGCGUUGACUACUGUGGACCAUUCUACGUUUCAUACCCUCAACGUCGCGGUCGACCCGUCAAAUGUUUCGUUGCUCUCUUCGUUUGUUUAGUCACCAAAGCAGUACAUCUGGAAUUAGUAGCAGAUCUCUCAACACAAGCAUUUUUAGCUGCACUGAAGCGGUUCUCCUCUCGUCGUGGCAAACCUGAUCUGAUCAUGUGUGACAACGCAAAGAAUUUUGUUGGAGCAAGGAGGGAGAUCGAUGAACUUCGAAAACUAUUCCAGACUCAACGGUUCCAGGAAACAAUGGUGAGAGAAGCUGCUAUCGACAGAAUACAAUUCCGGUUCAUACCAGCUAGAUCGCCAAAUUUCGGCGGAUUGUGGGAGUCUGCAGUUAAGUCGUUUAAAACGUUGUUUAAGCGAACUCUUGGCACACGUAGCUUGGUGUACGACGAGAUGCAAACAAUCCUUGCGCAGAUCGAAGCAAUCCUGAACUCUCGACCGCUGACACCCAUCAGCAAUGAUCCAGAUGAUUUCGAAGCUUUAACCCCUGGACAUUUCUUAGUGCAAAGACCACUGACAGCGAUUGCAGAACCAGACUUGGGAGCUAUUCCGGACAAUCGAUUAUCGGCAUGGCAGAGAGUGCAGCAGUUCACUCAACAAUUGUGGAAAAAGUGGUCGAGCCAAUACCUAUCGGACCUUCACAACAGAACAAAGUGGACCCGAAAAAGAGAUAAUCUAGCAGUGGGCACAAUGGUUGUUCUGAAGGAUGACAAUAUGCCCCCAUUGAGAUGGCAUGUUUGUCGGAUACCAUCACCGGAGACAUCAGUCCAACAACAGCGUGGAGCAGAACAUUUCUACACAACCUCAACGGAGGCACAACAGUUGAUCUAUGCAGUGAACUCAUCAUACGCGAAGGUCCAGUCAGUCCACCUGAGUCCAGUUCAGUACACCAAGAAGCAGCCAUCAUCUAGCUUCAGCCAGCGAGCUGUGAAACUCCGCACAACGCCUAAGUCUGAUAACGAAAUCACUUCGGAAGUCAAAGAAGUCAAAGAAGUCAAAGAAGUCAAAGAAGUCAAAGAAGCCAAAGAAGUCAAAGAAGUCAAAGAAGUCAAAGAAGUCAAAGAAGUCAAAGAAGUCAAAGAAGUCAAAGAAGUCAAAGAAGUCAAAGAAGUCAAAGAAGUCAAAGAAGUCAAAGAAGUCAAAGAAGUCAAAGAAGUCAAAGAAGUCAAAGAAGUCAAAGAAGUCAAAGAAGUCAAAGAAGUCAAAGAAGUCAAAGAAGUCAAAGAAGUCAAAGAAGUCAAAGAAGUCAAAGAAGUCAAAGAAGUCAAAGAAGUCAAAGAAGUCAAAGAAGUCAAAGAAGUCAAAGAAGUCAAAGGAGUCAAAGAAGUCAAAGAAGUCAAAGGAGUCAAAGAAGUCAAAGAGUCGCCUUGA
Toxorhynchites rutilus septentrionalis is the source of this 1467-nucleotide messenger RNA. RefSeq lists its product as uncharacterized. The coding region runs from base 1 to 1467 and encodes 488 amino acids. Gene Ontology annotation, molecular function: nucleic acid binding. The transcript is spliced from 4 exons. NCBI's taxonomy places the organism in Eukaryota, Metazoa, Arthropoda, Insecta, Diptera, Culicidae. Gene Ontology annotation, biological process: DNA integration. The record is from RefSeq and is a predicted model, not a curated record.